AUGGUCCGACAAGCCAGAAACCCAAGAAGCAUUUGUGCAGUGGUACCGAGAAUUGGAACCGGAAUAUGGAGACAUUUAGAAAAUGGCUGGGAUUUACGAUUUGCUGAAGUUUUGCACCAUAGGGCUUGGGAAAAGCUGGGAUUUGGUGGAGGCCGUGCUGGGUUUCUAGAGUGGUGUGCCUACCAUUGCAGCCGUAGCUGUGAAUGGUAUGUGUUUCCUGGUAAAUCUUUCCAGAUGACUAUGGAUUGGUAUCAUGUAGCUGGUAGAUUGGCUGCUGGAAUUCAAAUGAAUCUUGCGGAAGCUGCUCUAGCAAUGCUUUAUCAUUGUUUGCAUGAAGCUAGGCAUAAUCCUGGUUCAACUCUAUGUGGUCCUGUUUGGUUAUUGCAUUUCUUGUUGUAUAUGUAUUUUCCUAGCUUGAAACCAGAAGGGAUUUUUCCUGUUGAUAAUGGAAAACCGUUGUGUCUGGGGAAGCAGAAAGUGGAUGGUGGGAUAAUGUUGGUACAUUUGGCUUCACAUCAGUAUGGAGCCAUCUGCUGUCAGCAAGGAACAUCUUCUAUGAUUUCCUUUACUGGUGGUCAGAAAGGCAAGAAAACCGCUGCUGUUGCAGGAGGCAAAGCUAAACCAACCGUUGCAAAAGAAGUACCAACCUCAAGUUGCCGGUCCAACAGGAUAACUGGACAAACGCGUGCUAAAAGUGAAGCUAGUAUUAAGGACCACACGGUUACUGUCCAUAGUAGUGAGGAAGACUCUGACAGUCAAGAAAGUGAGAAAGGUUCUGUUGCAAUUGGUGAAAGCAGUAUUGCCAAGAAGGCAAUGUCAGAGACUGGCGGGUCCAAGAGUAAGAAAAGAUUGAAGACUGCCAGUUCAUCUACUCAACUGAAUUCUGCAAAGAAAGCCCCUCCAUCUGUUGCAGCUCCGAUGGCCCGUCUGGAACAAACUAAAGCAGCAGCCUAUGUGAAAGUAGACGGGGCGUCCAGUUCCUCUGAUAUCCCAUUAGGUGUUUGCCUACUACAGAUUACUGAGAUGUUCUAG
Messenger RNA from Oldenlandia corymbosa var. corymbosa, 1032 nucleotides. The record is from the annotation of a GenBank genome assembly. Lineage: Eukaryota; Viridiplantae; Streptophyta; Magnoliopsida; Gentianales; Rubiaceae.